UUUAACCUAUAAAGCACAACAAAUAGUAAAAAUUGCCGAAUUGUUGGAAUUAUUUUAUUUACUCAAAUUACGUUAACUUAUUGGCAACAACCACACCCGCCAUGAUACUUCAUAAGUUAAAAGAAGGUUUUGUGCGUGUGUGUCGUCUUCGUUACAAAUCUACAAGCGGGAAAAGUGGUGCAGAUGCCGGUGAAGCAGCGCGGAAACGACAAAAGUCGACGCUAUAUUAUUUAACGGCUGGUGGCAUAUUUGUUGCAGGUGCUAGUUACGCCGCUGUCCCUCUGUAUCGCAUGUUCUGUCAGGCAUACAGUUAUGGCGGCACAACUUCAGUCGGGCACGAUGCAGAUAAGGUAGAGACAAUGCAGAAGAUUGAGGAUCGUAUACUGAAAAUACGUUUCAAUGCAGAUACCGCUGCCUCCAUGCGUUGGAAUUUCAGACCACAACAAUAUGAAAUAAAAGUGGUGCCCGGUGAAACGGCGCUGGCAUUCUACACAGCACGUAACCCCACUGACAGCGCAGUAAUAGGUAUUAGCACAUACAAUGUACUGCCUUUCGAGGCUGGGGCGUACUUUAACAAAAUACAGUGUUUCUGUUUUGAAGAACAACAACUUAAUCCACACGAACAGGUGGAUAUGCCUGUAUUUUUCUACAUUGAUCCUGAAUUUACUAAGGACCCAAAGCUGGAAAAUGUUGACACCAUAACGUUGUCGUAUACUUUCUUCGAAUCAAAGGAAGGCUUGAAGCUACAAAUGCCCAGCUAUGUGAGACCGCACGUAGCAUGAUGGAAAACUUUGUUUUUAUUUAGUACAUUAGGGAAAAAUAUCUACAUACCUUCAUUAAACUUAUUUUACCACCUUUGACUGUUCCGUUGUAAAUACAAUUUUAUUAUGCUUAUUAA
Anastrepha obliqua is the source of this 898-nucleotide messenger RNA. It is a transcript of the gene Cox11, whose product is annotated as cytochrome c oxidase assembly protein COX11, mitochondrial. The record is from RefSeq and is a predicted model, not a curated record. Gene Ontology annotation, cellular component: mitochondrial inner membrane. The transcript has 3 exons. Bases 102 to 782 code for a protein of 226 amino acids. Gene Ontology annotation, molecular function: copper ion binding. NCBI's taxonomy places the organism in Eukaryota, Metazoa, Arthropoda, Insecta, Diptera, Tephritidae.